Messenger RNA from Trichogramma pretiosum, 2035 nucleotides. RefSeq lists its product as uncharacterized. The record is from RefSeq and is a predicted model, not a curated record. NCBI's taxonomy places the organism in Eukaryota, Metazoa, Arthropoda, Insecta, Hymenoptera, Trichogrammatidae. The transcript is spliced from 5 exons. Bases 105 to 857 code for a protein of 250 amino acids.
CCCACCAUUAUGUGUGUACACAACGUUCGCUGAAUCUGAAAGCAGUUCGAUACACGCACGACAGUCCGGACACACAGCAUAAAUUAUACAUUAUUUACAUCAACAUGAGGUCCACGAGGCGAAAAGCCAUAAAGCUAGUUGUUGACAGUUGCGGGAUGAAGGAGUCAGCGAAGCUUCAAGUCAACAUGAUCUUGCGCGAAUUUACCAAAAUGAAGAACGAAUAUUUAGAGCUACAGACCACCAACGAGAGUCUAGAAAAAGCUGUCCAAGAGUUGAGAAGGCGUUUGGUCAAGACUGAUCAUCAGCGGCAAGAGCUGAUACGAAUGCUCAAACGCAAAAGUACAGAAAACAUUGAGAAAGUUGAGUCGUUGCAGAGAGAAAAUAAUAAUCUAAGGAGUACGAUAGAAGAACAAUCUAAUCUUCUAGAGGAUCAUUCGAAAAAAAUUGAAGAAUUGAGGGGUGAAGUGAAACUCCUAAGAGAUACAAGGACUAAUAAUAAUACUAUUCCAAAUGAAAGUUUCAGAGAAAUAUUUCAUCAAAUAACCACGAACAGCCCGAAAAAAUCAUCUCUGCCAACAGUACCUGUAUCAGCUAUGACUGCUCCUCCUAGCUCGCUACAUUUUGAUCAUCCUUCUUUUGACCUAACGGAACCAAAAAAAAUUCAAAAAAGUAAGAAGAAAAGGAUGUCGCAGCCAAAAUAUUCGAAUUUGGACAUUACAUAUAAAAACGACUCUCUUAAUCAUAACAGUAGAGCCACAUCGAGCACAAGUUCCUCCACUGACAGUUGUAAAAAAAGAAAACUUUACUGUCCAGAUGAUGAUGAAUCAUGGGUAGAAUUAGAAGUUGAUGGAAAUUAGUGAUUUUCUUAAAUCUUGACAGAUUUUUUAAUUGUUCUUGAAAAAAAUUCAAAACGAUACAAUACUUUUAUCUUCUAUUAUUAUGAUAUAAGAUAAUUGUCUAUGUAAAAAAUUACGGAUAGAGUGAUUCAAGGCUGGUGACCUUAUCACAAAUUCACAAAUUUAGAUUUGAUCGAAAAGUUUAUUUACAAAUCGCAGAACUCAUUAGAUAAAUGAAUUGAAUAAUUUACACAGCAGUUAGAUGUAGAUAUAGAAUCUUCGUUGCAAAAACCUCUUCUUUUAUUUGUAUUACAAAUAAUUUCAUUUGCUGGCGAUCUUUCUGUGAAGUGAAUUCCAACUGCUUGUGUAAUCGAUGUGAAGGUGUCCGUACGUGCUAAGACCUAUGUUAUGAGUGGGUGGACUGUAGAGCGAUGGUCUCGUAUCGUAAUCAUCCUCCGGAUAAGCGUCAAGCAAACCGUAUUGACGUUGGGGAUGAUGUAUUGCGCACUCCUCCCUGAUGUAAAAAAAAAUUACAAGUACAAAUGAAAUUUCAACUUACAGUUUAGAUUAAUCAUAUUAUGUAAAGUCUCAAUAUCUAUUUUUUAUACUGUAGAGAUAACAUAGAGUGUGUUAAUAGCUUAAUUAUAAAAGAAGAAAAGAGAGUAGGAUAAAAUUAUAAUAAUUUUCGGCCCCGGUUGGCAGCGUUGACCAAAAAGAUCUUUUCAUCGUUAUAGAUAUUAUCGUAUUAUUAUAUUGUUGCGCAACGAACUGCGAAAUUCAGCGUUUAGAAUGACGCUUGUGAAAAAACCAAAUCAACUGUACAUACAAUUAACUUAGGCAGCAUUAUUGAUUUUGUUUCAGUGAAUAGUAAUUAGACUAUCCCGAAGCUUCGUGCACAUUAAAUGCUGCUACGAACUAUUUUUAUUUUUGCUCGAAAACGAAUUAGUAAAAAAUUUCCAUUUGAUUUCCCAGAGCGUUGGUGAAGGAAAUUUAUCAUUUUAAGCUAUUGAAGAUUGAUCGAUUAACGUAUAUAUACUUUUCAUUUGUACUAACGUUCAGAAAGUAUUAUGUAUUCUAGUUGUCUUAAGAAUAUUUUAAAUCACAAUAAUUAUUUUUUUAAGAAAAAAACGAAGCUAAGUUACCGAAUAUGAUUAUGCUAUUAAUUCUGUGAAUUAAUAAAAAUCGACACGCUAUUAAAA